UUACGAAAUAGUUCGUAGGCCGAAAUCAAGACGUACAAAACAUGCGAAGAUUCAAGAGAAAACUCAAGCUGAUCAUUUUAAUCUGUGUAUUUUUUUUUAUUUACAUCAAUUUCUUCUUGGAUCCAGUGUAUUUGCAAUCGAUCCAUCGAUACGCCUUCGGACAUGAAAUUUUACGAGGAGAUGUUGUGAACAAGCAAGGGGAACGCUCGAGGAGCAGACUUUGCAAAGAGAAACUAUCAUUCCCUGGCGAAAUGUGUCCAAAACCUUUUACAGAGAUUUCCUCCUGUGAUCUAAAUAAGGAUAGAUUUUCCUGUCCUGACAUCCGACGUAAAGGAAACACUACGCUGCGACAGGCCCAACUUGUAGUCACAAGGAUGUUGCGAGUAUUCGAUCUCAUUUCGCGCAAGCACAACAUACCAUACUGGCUGCGAUCCGGAUCCCUCAUAGGAGCCAUAAGGCACAACGGGUUUAUUCCAUGGGAUGAUGAUAUUGAUAUUGAGAUACCACUCAUGUAUUACAUCGACUUCUUUGAAAAAUUCUCCAGAGAACUGCCAGAUGAUAUGUUCUUCCAAACAUCCGAGACAGACUCAAAGUAUCAUCGGCCGAAGAGUAUUUUUAACAUUAGGUCGGUCAGUGAUACACGGGUGGGAGUUUACCGUGGCAAUUGGCGACCCAAAGUUAGAGAUCGAUCCAGCUGCUACAAAUAUUGCCUUAAGAAAGGAUGCGAUUGGCACGACGGUUUGCAGCUCGAUAUCUUCGUAACCGAUUCAAUUCCGUGGGGUAUAUUUCCCUUAAGGGAAAUGACCUUUGAGGGAUUCAACAUUCUUGUUCCAAACAGAUGGAAAAGUGUGAUCGCUGACGAGUACCCACAGUUUAUGGACUUACCUAGAAAAGGAUUCAGACUCCCGAAAAAUAUAGAUAUUGAUCCCCUACACAGCUGCGAGGAGUUGUCAAAGAAGACAGAAGUGUAACAUUCCCAAGACCUCCUGGGUGAUACUUAACUCAUACCUGGUGACUUACGUGUAAUAAAAGUGGUAAUCUUGGAAUAAAGGUACGGUUACGGAGAGGUUGUUGGAUUUUUUUCCCAAUUUUUAUUACUAGUAUCCCAAGCUCAGGUAUCAUGUCAUAGAGGAGGGAAAUUAUUGUGAUUUGUAUAAACAUCCCAUACAGCUGCGAGGAGUUGUCAAAGAAGACGAAAGUGUAACAUUUCCCGUUUGAAAGUUGAUAUGUUCGUAUGAAUGGCCAAUUUAAUUAGCGAGCUAGUUUUUGAACAAGGAGUUUUGUCGAGGAAAAACUUGACGAGUAGUGAAACUAUCUGGUGAGUGGGUUAACAAAAGAAGAUUGACAAGAAAUUGCAAGCGCUCAACGGUCUCGUUUUUGUUCGCUGUACUAUUGUGGACUCGGGUGUAACGCUGGCUACAACGCAUGAUUAUUGAAACCUUAUUUAUACGUUCACACGAGCAAUUAACACUUGUGAAAGCAAACCUGACGAAAAUAAUUUGUUGUUCAUUCAGGUAAGACUUACCAACUUGUAACCGGCUUAAUUUAAAUACUUGUCGUGCAUAAUUACUUUGUGCAUUCAUUCAUUACAAAAAAACUGUCAAGUCACGCUGUGGAAAACAAUGAUGACACACACAAUGACCACGAGAAAGGGUUUCGAAGUUUUAAAAUUUCUAGUACGAAGAUAUUUUCAGUCGCAUUGCUACCACCAAGAAUGCAACAUAAUAGUCCUUUUUACAGUUGCGUGCUGGGUUGCAAAGCCUUUGAAGAGGAGUAAGAUUAAGAUUGACUUUGUUAUGAUGCAAACCUUUCUGCUUUUCAAAUGUAAAUUACUUUAUUGUCAUGCUUUAUUGUCGUGCUUUUCACUUGAAUUUUGCAAUCGCGACUUUCGAUUCCCCCCAACUCUAAAAAAAUUUCGUUCUAGUUUUUUAUAUUUUUAGAGUCAUUAAAAAGUUUGUAUCCACAGCCUUUAGAUAAGAAAUUUAAAAUUUCCAUCA
Messenger RNA from Pocillopora damicornis (cauliflower coral), 1997 nucleotides. RefSeq lists its product as uncharacterized. Lineage: Eukaryota; Metazoa; Cnidaria; Anthozoa; Scleractinia; Pocilloporidae. The record is from RefSeq and is a predicted model, not a curated record.